Messenger RNA from Pogona vitticeps (central bearded dragon), 8649 nucleotides. NCBI's taxonomy places the organism in Eukaryota, Metazoa, Chordata, Lepidosauria, Squamata, Agamidae. The record is from RefSeq and is a predicted model, not a curated record.
CCCAGAAUCCUUCAGCCAAAGAUGGCAGCGCCCAGUGGAGGGAGCUGCACGUGUGUGUAUGUGCGGUGGGUUUUUACGUUGAGUGGGCUUAGACAGUGAGUUGCUGAAUAUACUACGUACCUCUAUCCAAAAGAAACGUACAGUAUUGUAUUUCCCUUUCGAAUUUAGAGUCAUGAAGAACAAAUCGUCUUCUCACAAAUCGGAGAACACACACAGGUUUCUCACCUUCUCCGAACGCUUAAACAAUGUAAAUAUUGAUAUUAUUCAUCGCAUUGACAGAACAGGGAGUUAUGCUGAGGAAGUUGAAACAUAUUUUCAUGAAGGACUUGAGAAAUGGAGAGAACUGAACCUUACUCGGCACUUUGUGACAUUCUACAGACAAGUAGUCAACAAAUGCCAAUCUUUCAACCAGCUAGUCUACUAUCAGAAUGAUAUUGUGCAGUGCUUGAAAACCCACCUACAAGUGAGAAACAGCCUUGCUUUCCAACCCCUUUUGGACUUGGUGGUACAGUUGGCUCGUGAUCUCCAGACUGAUUUUUAUCCUCAUUUUCAAGAAUUUUUUCUGGCCAUUACAAAACUGCUAGAUACGCAGGAUACAGAGCUGCUAGAAUGGGCUUUCACCUCUCUUUCUUACCUUUACAAAUACUUAUGGAGACUAAUGGUGAAAGACAUGUCCAAUAUUUACGGAUUGUACAGCACCUUGUUGGCCCACCAGAAGCAGCACAUCAGGAACUUUGCAGCAGAAAGCUUCACUUUCCUGAUGCGGAAGGUUCCUGACCAAAAUAUGCUUUUGAACUUAAUGUUCCUUGACCUGAAAGAACAUCCAGAAAAAGUGGAAGGCGUGGGACAGUUAAUUUUUGAAAUGUGCAAAGGUGUUAGAAAUAUGUUCCAUUCCUGUGCAGAAAAGGCUAUAGCAUUAAUUCUGAAAAAGAUGGGACCAGUUACGGAAACAGAAGUUAAUCUUCCCUGGAUCUCUGUUGGAGAAGUAUUCAAACAUAUGGCACAGUCAGCAGCUGGCUUCAUCUAUAGGGAGCAUUUUGAUGUGUUCUUCAAAUGCAUGCAGGAAUCGGUACUCAAACUGCAGGGAAAGAUAACUAAGGACAAUUGCUGUGAAGCCUCUGACCAGAUUGAAAGAGUAUUGCAAGUAUAUUUGACAAUAGCAGAAUAUGGGCAUGGUUCUAAAAUCACACAGCCUGAAGAAGUUUGUCAGAUAUUAACAAAAAUGAUAGAAACACCUUUUCUCUCACUGACCUGUUGCAGUACCCUGCUCAAAAUUAUUUCUGUUCUUCUUCUUGAUGAGAAUGUUUUCUUGCCUGAUUCUUUGAUUAAAGAAACUGUUGAGAAGGUUUUCAAAAGUGGGUUUGAAAGGUGUCCUGUUUUGGAUUUUUCUAAAACCAUGUUUCCAAUGAAACAAUUCGAAAAGCAAUUUCUUCCCAAUUUCCUUGAGUAUAUAGAGUACUGCAUCUGUGGAGAUGAUGCUCAGGCUCAGGAGGAGGCCUUAACAGUUUUGGCUAAACUCAUCCUAGAAAAAGCAGAACCUCCCUCUGUUGGCUCCAUGGCAUUUGAGAAGUAUCCCCUUGUUUUUACGGAUUCAGCAAAAGGAGGUAGAAGACAGUUGAGAAAUAAGAAGACAGAAGGAAAAGAAGAAAAAACAGUGCUGGAUUACAUUCUGUCUUGUAUUCAGUUAUCAGAAAACAAAAGCCCGGCUGACCUUUCUAAGUCUUGGGCAGCUCUUGUAGUUCUUCCUCAUUUAAGACCUCUGGUGAAAGAAAAAGUCAUACCAGCAGUUGUGCUUUUUGUGGAAUGUCUCUUUGUUGCUUUUGACAAAGGAGAAAUCUGCAAAGGAAGCCUGUUUGUGGCCUGCCAAGCUGUAAGCACACUGCUUAGUUUAGCAGAAUCCUUGGAAAUUCUAGAUCUCUUGCCAGUGGAUCGUAUAAAGUCUUUGUUAAUGACUUUUCCUUCCGAACCAUCUGUCUUGCUAUUGGCUGAUCUCUAUUGUACAAGAUUAGCACUGUGUGGUUAUCGUGAGCAUCUAUCCAAAGAGUUCCUCAUGGAAGUGUAUUCUAAACUGCAAACCAAUAUUUCAACUGGUGUAUCCAGCGUACGGCUGUUAACAAUAAGGAUUUUAAAUCAUUUUGAUGACCUGUUUCCUAAAGGAACAGAGGAUAUGGACACUGGAGGAGUGCAAUCUGUAUUUACCGUAUUACUUCAAGCUGAACUUGUGCCAGCAAGCAUCAAUGAUUAUCGUGAGAAACUUCUCCACUUAAGGAAGCUGAGGCAUGAUAUAGUGCAGCCCUUGAUCCCGGAAGGACCUUUACGAGAGGUGCCUCUUCGGUAUUUACUGGGAAUGUUUUAUAUCAACUUUAGCCCACUGUGGGUUCCCGUGACUGAACUCAUAACUUCCCAUGCAAAUGAAAUGGAGAAUAAGCAAUUCUGGAAAGUCUACUAUAAACACUUGGAAAAAGCUGUGUCUUAUGCUGAAAAGGAGCUACACAAUGAAUUGGAAGAAGAGCAGGAAGGCAUUAUGGAUGUUGAACGAGAAGAAGUCCAUGAAGAAAAUGUCAGAACUUUGUAUCUUGAACAGCUGAAACGGCAGACAUGCUGCAGUGAGAGGAUAGAUCAUGCAAAUUUUAGGCUUCUCCUUUGGAAGGCAAUGUCAACAUUUCCAGAUAGAGUAGAACCCAGAUCAAGAGAGCUUUCACCACUUCUCCUCGGGUUUAUUAACAAUGAAUAUUAUCCUGCAGAUUUGCUAGUGGCUCCAGUGGAAGAUCUUAGAAAGAAGGGUGUCCAUGUUGAUCUAAAAGCAGAUACCCCAGAGGAAGUAAAUAAUCCUAUCAUCAAAGAAGGUGGUCAAGAUGAUGAAGAAGGAGAGGAACAGAAUUCUGAUGAGCCGGUGACUGAAGAAAUUCCAGUAAAAAAGACUAGAAGAGCUGCAGCAAAACAGCUCAUUGCACAUUUGCAAGUAUUUGCCCAGUUUUCAAAUCCACGUGCCUUGUAUUUGGAACCGAAAUUAAAUGAAAUAUACACUCAGCUGCUGGCACAUCAAGAUCAAAAUGUGCAAAAAGUUGCUCUUGAUUGUAUCAUGAGUUACAAGCAUCCACACCUGCUGCCGUACAGAGAGAACUUGCAAAGGCUCCUGGAUGACAAGAGCUUUAAAGAAGAAAUAGUUCAUUUUAGUAUUUCUGAAGAAAACACUAUAGUAAAAGCACUGCAUCGACCUGAACUUGUUCCUAUUUUAAUGAGGAUCUUGUAUGGGCGGAUGAGAAACAAAACAGGAAGCAAAACACAAGGAAAGUCAGCCACAGGAACCCGUAUGGCUAUUGUUCUGAGAUUCCUUGCAGGUUCACUUCCUGAAGAAAUCAAAAUGUUCCUGGAUCUGCUUUUUGAGCCUGUGAAGCACUUCAGUAAUGGACAUUGCCACUCUGCAGUGCUCCAAGCUGUGGAAGAACUGGACUUAUCACGAGUCCUGCCUCUAGGUCGCCAGCACAGUCUUUUCAACAGCCUGGAAAUUGUACUAAAAAGCAUGGGGCAUCUGAUCAGCAAGUUCCUGCCUGAGAUUUUGCAGAUUUUACUGUGCAUGACAGCAACUGUAUCCCAUAUUCUUCAGCAAAGAGAAAAGAUUCAACUCAGAUUGAUUAACCCUCUGAAAAACCUGAGGAAACUUGGACUUAAACUUGUAGCAGACUUUUUCUCCGACUUUGAAAAUUAUAACUUUAGUGUGGAAGAGAUUGAUGCAGUUUUUCAUGCAGUGGUGUGGCCCCAGAUCACCAGGCUGGGCUCUGAGAGUCAGUAUUCUCCUACUCCUUUGCUCAAAAUCAUUCAUAUCUGGAGCAGAAGCCCCAGGUAUUUCCCUUUGCUAGCCAAGCAGAAGCCAGGGCACCCAGAAUGUGACAUAUUAUCCAAUUUGUUUGCUCUUCUUUCGGCCAAAAGCCUGUGUGAAGUAACAGCUGGUAUUGUGAUGGACGUGGCCGACAGUCUCCUCAACAACCCUGACUUUGAGCCCAGUGACCAACUUAGCAGCUUGGCAGUAACUGACUGUGUCUUUGUAGAUGUCGAUGAUACCAUGGGAGAUGUUCCCAGCAUGGGAGUAAGACUGAUUCUAUCUCAUAUUCCCUCACUCCUUCAAUAUCUCAGCAAAACUACGUUUACUGUGGACAAGGUGAAAAAGAAGAAGUACAGGGGACAAGUUAGCAAAGAACUCAACAUUCUUUCAAAAAUCAGCAAAUUUAUAAAGGAUAAGAGCCAGAGUUCCAUCUUGAUUGGUCUCCUCCUUCCUUUCCUUCAUCAGAGUAACAUUGUGCAGGAUACAGAAAUAGACAUACUGGAAACAGUGCAAAAUUUGCUGAAGCAUUGCCUGAACCCAGAAAGCUUCCUCAAGCCUCUUGCAAAACUGUUUUCUGUUGUUCAGAACAAAUUGUCUCGUCAAACACUCUGCAUGGUUUUUGAGACUUUGUCACAUUUGGAAAGUAAUCUCAAGUACAUUACAGAUACUGUUAAGUUGAAUGCAUUUGACGCCCGACAUCUUGAUGAUAUCAAUUUUGAUGUCCGUUUAUCAGCGUUCCAAGACAUCACUUCUCAUAUCAAGGCAAUGAAAACAGUGGAUGUCAACUACCUCAUUCCAGUUAUGCAUAACUGUUUCUACAGCAUACGGUUAGGGGAGAUGUCUUUGAGUGACAGUGCUGUUCUCUGCCUCAAUGCUGUUAUUAGUCUUCUUGCUGAGAUCGAUCACACAGAAGAGGAAUACAAAGAAAUAAUCCAACAUACUCUUCUGGAAGCUGUGAGAAAAGGCCUGAAGAGCAAGGUGGAGAGCAUUCAGCAGGAUUACACAUCAUUACUCUCCUACUUGAUUCAAGCGUUUCCGAAACACCCAGAGUUUCAGGACUUGGUCCAGCUGACUGACUAUCAUGACCCAGAGAUGGAUUUUUUUGAAAAUAUGAAGCAUAUUCAGAUCCACAGAAGGGCACGAGCAUUGAAAAAACUGGCUAAACAACUUGUUGAAGGCAAAGUUUCAUUGUCUUCCAGAUCUCUUCAAAAUUACAUUAUGCCUUAUGCUACUACCACUAUUUUUGGUGAGAAGAUGCUUAAGCAUGAAAACAUGGUGACUGCGUCAGUGGAGAUGGUGGGAGCUGUUUGCAGACAUCUUUCUUGGUCAGCCUACCUCUAUCACUUGAAACAUUUUAUACAUGUCUUGCAGACUGGACAGAUCAAUCAGAAGCUGGGUGUCAGUGUGCUGGUUACUGUGCUAGAAGCUUUUCAUUUUGAUCACGACACUCUUGACAAGCAGCUUGAAGUGAUUCAAAAGGAAGGUGAUGGAGAAGUGAUGGAUGUUGAGCCUACAGUGCAGAAUCCUGAGAUGGAAAUGGAACUUGGUGAUGGAGAAGAAGGCCAAGAGGGCAGCAGAGCCCUCUUGGAGGAUGCAAAUGAACAGAAAGAGCCAGUGGUGUCUUUGCCUGAUCAGCCUGAUCAUGAAGGAGCUGAAGAUUCUCCAAAAGCUACAAAAGCAAUUUCCUUCCUGCCCAGGAAUAAGGAAGAGUUGGAAAGUCUGAUCAAACAUAUUCAAGAAACAGUAACUGGCAACAUCUUGCCAAAAUUGCACAGAUGUCUCAUCGCAAAGGUCAAAAGAGAUGAAGAACACAAGCUUGUAAAAUCCAAGGUUGUGAAUGAAGACGAGGUAGUUCGGGUACCUCUUGCUUUUGCAAUGGUCAAGCUGAUGCAAUCUCUUCCACUAGAUGUCAUGGAGGAGAAUUUACCAAGCAUCUUCCUGAAAGUCUGCUCUCUUCUGAGGAAUAGAGCUCAAGAAAUCCGGGACAUUGCCCGUAAUACCCUCAUGAAAAUAAUGGAGACUCUGGGCCCUCACUACCUGCAGUAUGUCUUAAAAGAGAUGCAGUCGAUUCUUGUUCAUGGUUAUCAGGUCCAUGUCCUCACUUUCACUGUCCACCUCUUGCUGAAGAGCCUUGCCAGCAAUCACCUGAAGGCUGGUGAUUUGGAUCCUUGUGUAGGGCUGAUGACCGAAAUUUUCAACCAUGAGCUCUUUGGAGAGGUCGCUGAGGAGAAGGAAGUAAAAGGCAUAAUAUCUAAAGUCAUGGAAGCUCGCAGAAGCAAGAGUUAUGAUUCCUAUGAAAUCCUUGCCACUUAUGUGGGAAAAGACCAAGUGACUAAGCUUAUUCUUCCACUAAAAGAGAUUUUAGAGACUACUACAAGCUUGAAGAUAGCGCGGAAGGUACAUGAAACUUUACGCCGCAUUGUGUCUGGAUUGAUUAUGAACACAUCAAUGACUGCAGAAUCCAUUCUUUUGCUCAGCCAUGGCUUGAUUAGUGAAAAUCUCCCCCUUUUAACAGAAAAAGCAAGAAGUAAAGCUCCAGCUCCUCCAGAUCCUCGUUUGCAGCCAGAAAGCUGCCUCUUACUUCCACCAACCCCAGUCCGAGGAGGGCAAAAAGCUCCUGUGAGCAGCAAAACUAACAUGCACAUCUUGGUUGAGUCAGGGCUACGGCUCCUGCACAUGAGCCUGAAAAGAUCCAAAAUAAAUUCUUCAGAGGAGCACACUUUGGAAAUGUUGGAUCCAUUUGUACAGCUCCUUAUCAACUGCCUCCAGUCCACAGAUAUCAAGGUGAUCACCGGUGCUCUUCAGUCCCUUCUCUGGGUUUUGAAGUUCCCACUGCCUGCAGUGGAUAAGAAUAUAGAACCGCUAACCAAGCAGCUUUUCGUUCUGCUGAAAGAUUUUGCCAAGCCAGGAGCAGCUAAAGGCCAGAACUUCCACUUGGUUGUAAAUUGUUUCAAAUGUGUAACUCUGCUUGUGAGGAAUGCAAAGAGCCGUAUAACAGAUAAACAAUUGCAAGUGUUGCUGGGAUAUGCUGAAGAAGAUAUCUAUGACUCAUUAAGACAAGCCACUGCCUUUGGCCUCUUAAAGGCUAUUUUAUCCAGAAAACUGAUAGUUCCAGAAAUGGAUGGUGUAAUGCAGAAGGUUGCAAACUUUGCCAUUACAGGCCAAAGUGAACAAGUUCGAAUCCAGUGCAGACAGAUUUAUCUGAAAUACAUUCUUGAUUAUCCACUUGGUAAAAAAUUGAAAGCCAACCUUGAGUACAUCUUUGCCCAGCUCAAUUACGAAUAUGAAACUGGAAGAGAGUCUGCUUUGGAAAUGAUAGCUUACCUUUUUGAAAUGUUCCCUCAGGGUUUACUGCAUGACUUUUGCGGACUGUUCUUCGUCCCUCUGUGUAUGAUGGUAGUCAAUGAUGACUCAGCAAAGUGCAAGAAGAUGGCGGCCCUGGCGAUCAAAAGUCUCCUCUGUAAAAUUAACGCUGAAAACCGAGAUCUGAUGUUUUUGCUGAUUACUUCAUGGCUGAAGAGUGAAAAGAGUGCGCACAAGAGGUUAGUCGCUCAUGCCUGUGGUGUAUUUGUGGAAGCCGAGGGAAUCGAAUUUGAAAAAAGACUUGGAACUAUUCUCCCAGUUAUUGAGAGAGAAAUACACCCUGCAAAUUUCGAAGAUGUUACAGAAGAGACUGAAGAAAAGGCUGCAGACAGAUUGCUAUUCAGUUUCCUUACCUUGAUUAUUAAACUAAUCAAGGAGUGCAACAUUAUUGAAUUAAAUAAGCACAAUGAAAUUCUGAGCAGCAUUUGGGGUCAUGUUGAGUCCCAUUUAUGGUAUCCUCACAGCUGGGUGUGGCUGACAUCUGCUCAAAUCUUUGGCUUAUUGUUUGCUUCUCACAAGCCAGAAGAACUUGUUGAUAAGUGGAAUAAAAGAAAAAUGGGAAAGACCCAAGAAAAAACAACAGAAUCAUCCGCAACUGUUUUCUUAACAGAAAAAUUAGAGAAAAGGAUGAGAACACUUGUUUUAGCUUUCUGCCAUCAGCUGAAGUCCAAAUUUCUGGAUCCAUCCCUUGGAGAACAGGUUGUAAAGAAUUUACUGUUUGUAGCAAAGGUACUGUAUCUUCUGGCUCCUGCUUCAGAAGAUAGCAAAGAGGCAAGUCAGGAAAUGGACCAAGAAACUCAGGAUCCAGAGGACUCUGGUGACGAAGAUGAGCAUGAGACCUCUGCUACAGAGAUGAAGGAAGCCAAAGAAAAAAGGAGCCCAGCAACUCUAUUUUGGGUGAUGAAGAAACUCUUCAUAAUAGCAUCACGAGAAGCUGCAUAUUCACCCAAAGACCCUCUAAAGAGAACCUGCAUCUUCAAAUUCCUUGGUGCUAUUGCAGUAGAUCUUGGGAAAGACAGAGUAAAACCAUACCUUCCAACUAUCAUAGGCCCUCUGUAUAGGGAACUCAGCAGCACCUAUGCAGAGCAAGAUCCAACACUGAAGAAUCUUUCCCAGGAAAUCAUAGAGCUACUGAAGAAAUUGGUUGGGCUAGAAACCUUCUCACUUGCUUUUGCUUCUGUGCAAAAACAAGCCAGUCAGAAGAGAGCAAUCAGAAAGAAACAGAGAGCUUUGCAGGCUGUUGCUAAUCCUGAUAUUGCUGCUAAGAAGAAGCUAAAAAGACACAAGAAUAAAAUUGAAGCAAAAAAGAGAAAAAUAGAAUUUCUGCGGCCUGGUUACAAAGCCAAAAAACCAAGAAGCCAUAGUUUAAAAGACUUGGCAAUGGUGGAGUGAAUUACUGUCAUAUCUUUGUCAUGAAUAUGUACUCCAUUUAUUACUGGCACUGUGCAUCAAACUGUAGGUGG